Molecule: messenger RNA, 4383 nt
Organism: Polyodon spathula (Mississippi paddlefish)
Lineage: Eukaryota; Metazoa; Chordata; Actinopteri; Acipenseriformes; Polyodontidae
Product: kinesin light chain 1-like
Exons: 17
Coding region: 384-2291 (635 amino acids)
Biological process (GO): microtubule-based movement
Cellular component (GO): membrane-bounded organelle; kinesin complex; cytoplasm
Molecular function (GO): kinesin binding
Source: RefSeq, a predicted model, not a curated record
GGAGUAAACAUGCGCAGGGGAAGACAUCUUGGAUUUAAAGGGACUCUGCGGCCCAAUUAAGCAGGGCGAUAUUGCUUAAAAAAAAAAAGAUAUAUAGCACUUCAUUCACGCAGCUGUUGCCAUACGUACACAUAAGGCAGACACUGCGUUGCUAAGGUUACCCAUACCCAAAGAAUGAACUAACUGACGUUGCUGGACAGAGAGAGGCACAGACAGCGUUUGCAGCUAGUUUGCGCUUCUGAAUCUUUGGGGAGUGACCAUACCAGACAGUGAUGUGAGAUUUUAUUUUGUUUACUUCUUUGUCAAAAGCACGGCGUUCCUCUACGUCAGCUACACUAGUGACACCUGCAUGAUAGUAGAAUUCAAAGUUAUCUGAAAAGAAGAUGUCCACAAUGGUUUACCCAAGAGAAGAGAAACUAGAGAAACUAACCCAGGAUGAGAUCAUCUCCAACACCAAGCUGGUGAUCCAGGGGCUGGAGGCCCUCAAAAAUGAACACAACUCCAUCCUCCACAGCCUCCUGGAGACCAUCAAGUGCCUGAAGAAAGAUGAGGAGGCCAACUUGGUUCACGAGAAGUCCAGCCUGCUGCGCAAGUCUGUGGAGAUGAUUGAACUCGGGCUUGGAGAAGCUCAGGUGAUGAUGGCCCUAUCGAACCACUUAAAUGCGGUGGAGUCGGAGAAGCAGAAGCUGCGUGCUCAGGUGCGGCGGCUGUGCCAGGAGAACCAGUGGCUGAGGGAUGAGCUGGCCAACACCCAGCAGAAACUGCAGAAGAGCGAGCAGAGCGUGGCCCAGCUGGAGGAGGAGAAGAAACACCUGGAGUUCAUGAACCAGCUCAAGAAAUACGAUGAGGACAUCUCUCCCACGGAGGAGAAAGAAGGAGAGCCUCCAAAGGAUUCUCUCGAUGAUCUUUUCCCCAAUGAUGAGGAAGAACACGGCCAAGGAAUGCAACAUCAACACAACAGCGCAGCAGUGGCUGCAGCCCAGCAGGGCGGCUACGAGAUCCCAGCCCGCCUACGCACUCUGCACAACCUGGUGAUCCAGUACGCCUCCCAGGGCCGCUACGAGGUGGCCGUGCCGCUCUGCAAGCAAGCCCUAGAGGAUCUGGAGAAGACUUCAGGACACGAUCACCCCGAUGUGGCCACCAUGCUCAACAUACUCGCCCUGGUGUACAGGGAUCAGAACAAAUACAAAGAAGCUGCACAUCUACUCAAUGAUGCUUUAUCUAUCCGAGAGAAAACACUAGGCAAAGAUCACCCUGCUGUUGCUGCUACACUUAACAACCUGGCUGUCUUGUAUGGUAAGAGAGGAAAGUACAAGGAGGCUGAGCCACUCUGCAAGAGAGCUCUUGAGAUCAGAGAAAAGGUCCUUGGAAAGGAUCAUCCCGAUGUAGCCAAGCAGCUGAACAACUUGGCGCUGCUCUGCCAAAACCAGGGUAAAUACGAGGAGGUGGAAUAUUACUACUGCCGCGCCCUUGAGAUUUACGAGUCCAGGCUGGGUCCUGAUGAUCCCAACGUUGCCAAGACAAAGAACAAUCUGGCUUCCUGUUACCUAAAGCAAGGCAAAUACAAGGAGGCAGAGAUUAUGUACAAGGAGAUUCUCACCAGAGCCCACGAGAAGGAAUUUGGAUCUGUAGAUGCUGAAAAUAAGCCGAUUUGGAUGCAUGCAGAGGAGAGGGAAGAAAUGAGCAAAGGUAAACACAGAGACGGUGCUCCCUAUGCAGAGUAUGGUGGCUGGUACAAGGCAUGUAAGGUUAAUAGCCCCACUGUCAACACUACCCUGAGGAAUCUGGGAGCACUGUACCGCCGACAGGGCAAGCUGGAGGCAGCAGAGACCCUUGAGGAGUGUGCCAUGAGAUCAAGGAAACAGAGCACGACAGGCACCGACCCCAUCCACCAGACGAGAGUAGUUGAAAUCCUCAAGGACAGAGACACCCCUGAACGGAGGCGAAGCAGCAUGAAGUAUGAGAGCGGCUUGGAGGGAGGCGAGGAAGUGAGUAUGGGAGUAGAUUGGAACGGCGACGGCAGUGGGGUGCUGCACAGAAGCGUGUCUCUGGGGAAACUCAGAGAUGUUUUCCGGAGGAGCAGUGAGAUGCUGGUGAAGAGACUACAAGGAAACAGACCUCCAGAACCACAAAACACAAACAUGAAACGAGCUGCCUCUCUGAACCACUUGAAUAACCCUAGUGAUGACUCUUUCCAGGGUCCUGGGAGGAGGAGACUGGCAGAGAGCCGGGGGCUGAGCUCCAGCACUGUGGAUCUGUCAACCCGCGACUGUCUCUUCAGCACCAACUGACACACAACUUUCCUUCCAACACCACUUCCCAAGGAUCAAUUUAUGUUUUUAAGAGCCUAAAGAAAAUACUUGUUUUUAUGUUUUCAUGUAGCUGAGCAGAUGUCGGACCCACUGCCUUCUGUUAGCCCUUGAACUUGUUGUGUAAACUAUCAAAAGAGGGUACCAGAUAUGCAGGCCAGCAUCAGAACUUCUGCAAACUGUUUUGCACUAAACCUAAACUUUAAUUAGAGAGAGUGCAAUCGAGCCUCAUUGCUGAAACCUUGCUGUGUAAACCAUAUCCCUGAUUCCUGAGUCACCUAUUUAUCAGGGCCUAUUUUUCUGUAAUGACUGUCAUGGCUUCUAUGCUCCUAUUCUGUUGUUCACACAAAAGGGGCAUUGUUAUACUGCAGAUGAGAAAGGGGAGCUGUGCUGUCGUGAGAAACAGCUACUACUUAAAAUGCUUUCAUUAGAGUACUUAAAAUUGUACACACUGAAGCAAGCAGGCUUAAAAGUGGUAUCUCUGCCAGUAGACAUUGUAUGCAUUUGAAAAGAAGCGAACACAACUCCUGACAGCAUUUGAAAAAUAUCUUUGCUAUAAUACAUGGUACACAGUGCAGCAACAGAGAAUUGUGAGAUGUUCUUAAUAGCCUCUGCAAGUCUACUAAUGGUUUAAGCUCCAUAACUUUUGUGCAAAACCUAGUAUGGCAGAUGCAGAUGAUUUAAUGAUAUUUAACUGUUGUUUCUUGGUUCAAGACAGCAAAAUAGGUAGCUUAUUAUUUAAAAUGUUAUUUAAAACAAACCAACACAAAAUGUAAAUAUUAGGCUACAUUAUGAAGUACAUGUUCAUAAGAUGUGGCAAAGUUUUUAAGAUUGCAUAGCUUCUUGCUCUGUCAAAGGUAAAGGCGCUGAAUGAUGAUGCCGAACUGCAUCCCAUUUAACGUUUUUAGCUCCACCCUACACCCUACUCCCUCGCUCACCCAAGUGCACACUCUGUGAUGUCAGUAAAAUGUCACGCAAAGUGUACACUUGUCGAAGGAUGUAGGGUGCAAGGGAAUGGUUUGAGACGCAGCCUAAUAUAAAUUUUACUUUAAAAAGCUGACAAAUUUGAAUCAUAUAUUUUUAAGUGAUUUUUGAAUGCUUAUAGUAACCCAUCUGGAAUAUAUAUUUUUUAUAUUGCUUUCUGAAAGUUAAAAGAUUUAUUUUUAGAUAAAAAAUGCCUUCAUAUUCCAAGCCACAUCGUCUGUGAAACUAUGUAAACGGGAGUGUGAUUUUACAACCAAAAUGCUAUUAGCAGUUAUUAACAUUUGCAACAGUAUUUCUUGUCCCGUGAUCAUUUUGCUGAAAAUAUUAGUUCUUUGCUUACGGGACAUGCUGAUUUGUUAAGUACUACACCAUUCAUUUAAAAAUGUUGCCUUCUUGUACCUUCUUACUCCCUGUGCUCACUUACUAGUGAUGGAAUGUAUCAAGCAAUAGGGAGGGACAGUUUAAAUCAUUAGUGUGGUAUUUGAACGAUAUGUAGAUCUCAAAUUAUCGCUGUAUUUAACUUCUGUUCAUAGUAAUUGGUGGAUCUGGUAAACACACAGGUGGCAAUCCCACACAUGAGAUUUCGUUUUCAAAAAGCUUAGCAAGGAAGCAGAACACCUCGAUGACAGCUGCUGGAUUUGAAAGGUUCGCCAUUGACCCAGAAAACCGAGAAACAAUGCAGAUAAUCUCAUCAGACACACAAGUGCACGGAGCACAAGGACGCAGGAUAAGAACAAUGUUUCUAUACAGCAUGUUUUGGAAAGCAGAUUGUGUCAGAGGAGACACACAACAAAUUGCAAUGGAAUACAUGCAUAGGCAGGCGUUUGUAUAUAUUUUUAAUUCCUCUUUUAGAUUCCGUAGUUGUGACAUUUGUAUUGUUAACCGUCAAAUUGAAAUUAAAAACUGUUAUUUAAAACUUAUAAACUGUUCUGAAGCCCGCUUUAGAUGUAAACAAUUUUGUAUACUGGGAUAUUUUUUAUUUUAUUUUGAUUGUUGUAAGCGUCAUGUUACUGAAACUAAUUCAAUUAAUACCUGAAAUAAAUGUUCUUUUGAAAAGGUUGAACUAAAAAAAAGGUUUAAAUCACACUUU